Colletotrichum navitas is the source of this 1669-nucleotide messenger RNA. RefSeq names its product oxidoreductase domain-containing protein. The record is from RefSeq and is a predicted model, not a curated record. NCBI's taxonomy places the organism in Eukaryota, Fungi, Ascomycota, Sordariomycetes, Glomerellales, Glomerellaceae. Gene Ontology annotation, molecular function: L-ascorbic acid binding; iron ion binding; procollagen-proline 4-dioxygenase activity. Gene Ontology annotation, biological process: peptidyl-proline hydroxylation to 4-hydroxy-L-proline. The coding region runs from base 481 to 1428 and encodes 315 amino acids. Gene Ontology annotation, cellular component: endoplasmic reticulum. The transcript is spliced from 2 exons.
CGCCGCGAUUCCUAGUCUAAUAGGCAUCCCAGCAGGCAACCAUAAAAAUAUUGAAUCUUACGCUCGUCCCUUUACAAUGCCGGGACUCACAACCAAAGGUUUCCAGCUUUCCUUCUGGCGCCUGAGGACACAUUUGAACCUCCAAUGGCGAGAAUGAAUAGGAAUAAUGGCUUUUCUUCGUUUGAGAGGACAAGUAGCCGAUAGCUCAGCCCUGAGGCCAAAUCUACACCGCCACCCCAAGUGGGCACGGCCGUGAUCCGACGACAAUCCAAGCCAAGCAGGCUGCGCCUUUCGUCUGUCCAGGCAGCGAUAUUCUCUUCCUGAGAACACCUAUGCCAAUUCUCCUCAAAAUCAGAUCUCUCUCUUUACUUUCUUCAGUCCUCGCUACGCAACAUCCUAGAGCGUCAACGACACAGUAGAAUAACACAUUGUCAUAUCCAGCACCAACGUGCCCAGCGGCUCAUACACUCCAGUCUCACGAUGUCCCCCUCCAACCUCACUCCAGCGGCCCCUGAAUCUAAGCCCAAGGCCAAGCCGCGCACACGGGUCGCAAACAACCCUCAAAAGACUUCAUACUCCUUCAACCACGUCCCCAUCCCCGAAGACUUCCUCUCUGGCCCUCCGCCCGCAGACGCGCCCCCCGUGACCCUCGAGAAGAUAGAUUGGUCCACGUCCCCACUCCCAGAGAACGGAACCCUGUACGCUGUGGUCCUCGACAACGUCCUCACGCCGGGGGAGUGUGCGCAGCUGAUCCGCAUGGCGGAGGACAGCGCGGCAGGCCGGGGCGAGAGCGACGACGAGGCGUGGCAGCCGGCAAUGGUAAACAUCGGGCAAGGGUGGGAGAUCCUCGAGCCCGAGUACCGGAACAGCGACCGCAUCAUCUGGGAUCAGCAGGAGAUCGUCGACCGGUUGUGGCGGCGGUGCCGGCUCGCGCCGGGGCUGGAGGCGCAGCUGGCGGAGGUAGACGGGUCGCGCAACCCCGCCAAGGGGCAGGAGACGAGGUGGGUGUUUGACAAGUUCAACAAGCGGAUGAGGUUCUUAAAGUAUCAAAAAGGACAGUUUUUCAGACCGCACUGCGACGGCUCCUACAGCGAGGAGGGUGAGGACGGAACCGUCUACCGGACGCACUAUACCGUCCAGCUCUACCUCAACGAUUCAGUAGCCGGGGCGGGUGGGGGCGAGGGCGCGGCGGACCUCGUGGGAGGCGCAACGUCGUUCCUGUCGGGCGACGAAAAGAGGAAGGUUGACGUCGACCCGAGGGCCGGCAGGGUGCUCAUCUUUCAGCAUAGCCGGCUAUACCACUGCGGCGACGACGUCGUUCAGGGGACCAAGUACGCCAUGCGGACGGACAUCUUGUACCGCCUCGUAAUGACGAAGAUUCAGACCAGCGAGGUUGCAGAGAGCAAGGGCCAGUCUGGGAGCGGGUGAAUAUGAACGAGCCUGAGGAAUUUCGGAUGUGGCAUGUUAGCAAAGAGGGAGCGCUCCGAGUGUCGUUCUGUUAGAUAGUAUUGGUUAUGUUUGCGACUUAUUUGUCGUCGAUGAACAAGGCACAGAGAGAGUACAAGAGCCGAUACAAAGCUUAUUUUUCACUGCUCAAUCCCGACUCGAGAUCGAAUUGACAAAAAGAACGACAAUUCGUCCGAUAUGCAAGCAAACAAACAUGUUGUGC